Molecule: messenger RNA, 760 nt
Organism: Musa acuminata subsp. malaccensis (wild Malaysian banana)
Lineage: Eukaryota; Viridiplantae; Streptophyta; Magnoliopsida; Zingiberales; Musaceae
Source: RefSeq, a predicted model, not a curated record
CCCCUUCUCUGACCUCGAUCGGUGUCUUCUUCGCUAAUUUUUGUGACGAUUUCGAACGGAUCUGUUCGGUUUUGUUGCAGACCUCGCCAUGAAACGGGGGAAGUCGAAGGCGGAUACGACCAAGAAGGCCGACACCAGGCUUUCGGUGAAGAAGGGUGGGGAACGGGCGCCUAAGAAGCCGAGGAAGACGAAGGCCGCCAAGGAUCCCAACAAACCCAAGAGGCCUCCGAGUGCCUUCUUCGUCUUCAUGGAAGAGUUCAGGAAGUCCUUCAAGGAAAAGAACCCGAAUAACAAGUCGGUCUCUGUGGUUGGUAAAGCUGGAGGAGACAAGUGGAAAUCCUUGUCAGAAGCUGAGAAGGCUCCCUAUGUGGCCAAGGCGGCUAAGUUGAAGACGGAUUAUACCAAGAAAAUUGCUGCAUACAAUAAGAAUCAGUCUGAUGGAGGAAGUCAUGCUGCUGCUGAUGAAGAUGAGUCUGACAAAUCUAAAUCCGAGGUGAAUGAUGAUGAUGAGGAAGAAGAGGGAACCGAAGAGGAGGAAGAGGAUGAUGAGUGAGGAGCUUAGAAGCUACAGUGCAGUGUGCUGCUUUUUUCUCCACUUUUUGGCUUUUGUUUUAGUUUCUAUUUGAAUGGGAAGAAUUCUAGUAGAUUGUUCAAGACACUACUAUUUUGGCCAUGCCAUGUCUUUGGCUGUUCAUCACUAACAUGUACUUACUUCCAUCCAGCUCAAUCUAAUUUGUAGCCAAUUGCACCUCUUCUUAUC